Molecule: messenger RNA, 1485 nt
Organism: Grosmannia clavigera kw1407
Lineage: Eukaryota; Fungi; Ascomycota; Sordariomycetes; Ophiostomatales; Ophiostomataceae
Product: succinate-semialdehyde dehydrogenase
Exons: 5
Coding region: 1-1485 (494 amino acids)
Molecular function (GO): succinate-semialdehyde dehydrogenase (NAD+) activity
Source: RefSeq, a predicted model, not a curated record
AUGGCGUAUUCCGAGCAACACAUCAAAAGCCUGAAGAACAAGAGCUUGUUUUCGGGCGAGGCCCUCAUUGACGGAAAAUGGGUCACCAAGGACAAAAAGUUUGAUGUCUAUGAGCCCUCGAGUGAGGCCGUUCUCGGCCAGGUGUCCAACUGCUCGCUAGAGGACUUCCAGACGGCCAUCCAGAGCGCCGACGUGGCACAGCGAGCCUAUUUUGAAAGCACCACGGGUGCGAAGAGAGGCCAGCUGUUGCGGAGGUGGAACGACCUGGUCCUGGAGAACAUUGACGAUCUCGCCGUCAUCCUCUCGCUCGAAAACGGCAAGACGCUGAGCGAGGCCAAGGGCGAGGUGCUCUACGCAGCCAGCUUCCUCGCCUGGUUUGCCGAGGAGGCCACACGUGCGUACGGCGUGACCAUCCCGUCGUCGACGCCGCACACGACGCUGAUGACGCUGCGCGAGCCCGUUGGCGUAUGCGCCAUCAUCACGCCGUGGAACUUUCCCGCGGCCAUGAUCACGCGCAAGGUUGGUCCAGCCCUGGCGGCCGGCUGCGCCGUCGUGAUCAAGCCGCCCAGCGAGACACCCUUUACCUGCACGGCCUUGACCAAGCUGGCAGUCCUGGCCGGCAUUCCCCCGGCGACCAUUCAGGUCUGCCCGACCAAGGACCGGCAGGCGGCCACGGAACUCGCCACGAACCCGCUGGUCAAGAAGCUCAGCUUCACCGGCUCGACCGGCGUCGGAAAGAUGCUGGCUAAGCUAGCCACUGGCACACUCAAGAAGGUCAGCCUCGAGCUCGGCGGCAACGCGCCCUUUAUCGUCUUCAACGACGCCAACCUCGACCUCGCUGUCGAGGGCGCUAUGCUCUGCAAGUUCCGCUGCUCCGGACAGACAUGCGUCUGCGCAAACCGUCUGUAUGUUCAGAAGGGCGUGGCUAAGGAGUUCACCGCAAAGCUGGUUAAGGCAGUUCAGGUGCUCAAGACCGGUCCCGGCCUGGACGCGACCACGACCCAGGGUCCGCUCGUGAACAAGGCCGCCGUCGACAAGGUCCGAGAGCAUGUGGCGGAUGCGGUUGCCAAGGGCGCCAAGAUUGAAGUCGGCGGCAAAGUUACGCGCACUACUGGUUUCUUUUAUGAUCCCACCGUGCUCUCGGGCAUGAAGUCUGAGAUGAUCGUCAGCCGCGACGAGACGUUUGGUCCCCUGGCGCCUGUUUUCGAGUUCGAGACCGAACAAGAGGUUCUGCGGCUGGCCAACGACACCGAGCUCGGCCUGGCCGGUUACUUCUUCUCCCAGGAUAUUGCGCGGGCCAUGCGCGUCGCACAGAAGCUGCAGGUCGGCAUGGUCGGCGUCAACACGGGCAAGAUCAGCGCUGCCGAGGCGCCCUUUGGCGGCGUCAAGGAGAGCGGAUACGGAAAGGAGGGCAGCCUCUACGGCAUGGACGAGUACCAGAUUACGAAGAGCGUCACGAUCGGAAACCAGGAUGCUGGUCUGUAG